GCAGUCUUGCAGAAGGAAUCAGCACUGAUAGCUAAAUAAAUCCAGGGAGCUGUUGCUGAUUCCAUUAGUCAGAAAUGGCGGAUGUCUUCAAAGGCUUAAACCUGAUUGAAACUCUCAAAGAGUCAAUGGAGAGCAACAAGUUAUCUGACGUAAAGGAGGCCGUGGAAGACCUUCUCAUCAGUAGGAUAAACCUAGCUGUUGUGGGGGAUCGUGGAGAAGAAAAAGUCUCCUUCAUAAACUCCCUUCGUGGCCUUGGGCCUGAAGAUGAAGGUUCAGCUCCUUCUCAGUCUCCUGUUGAACCAGAGGAAGUAGAUGGCUACCCACAUCCGAAACACCCUGACUUCCGACUUUGGGACCUUCCACCUGUCCCAGCCAUAUCCUCAUUUGAACCAGAGGGAUAUAUGAACAGAUAUAAGUUCCUUCGUUAUAAUGCUGUUUUUAUGACAUUCACACAGAUAAUACAACCCAACAGUGUGGAUGUCUUUUUGGAGGCCCUUUCUCUGCAGCGACAAACAGUGUACUUUCUUCUCUUAACUUCUGUAAAAGAAACAGAUAAGAGUCUGGAAGAAAAGAAGAAAGCCAGUUUGAAAGUACUGACAUCACAGGGCGUAAAACAACCUAAAGUUUUCCUGGUUAAACCUUCCAAUCUUGAGAAAUUUGACUUUCCUGACCUCCUGUCACACAUGGCCACAGACCUUCCUGAGAUCCGAGCUCAUGCCCUUCUGCUGGCUUUACCGACAUUCACAUUAAAAAUGGUCACCCAGAAAAAGGAGGCAUUUAAAGCACUCAUAUGGGCAGCUGCCUCCCUAUCCGGCGGGAUGUCAGCCAUUCCUGUUCCCCUUGUGGCAUCCAUGGUGGACUCAAGCAUUGCUGUGAGGAUUUUGACAAAAGCCCAGUUAUCUCUGUGCGUGGAUGAUGAAUCGGUUGAGCGACUGGCUCGACAGCGGCACCUGGAGCCAGCAAGACUGAAAGAGCUGAGAACUUGUGUGUUGUCAGUGGAGGUCACUAAGGUGGAAGUUAAAAAAAGGCUUGCAGCAGCUGAGAAGGACUUGGCUACAGUUUCGUCAAAGUUAGUGGAAAUGGCAUUGCCUAGACACGCUCGUUCAGCCAGCCGCUCCUUCACUGCGAUGUUGCAAGCUUUAAAUGGUGCUAUUGAUGAAAUGGCUGCUGAUGCUGAGAAGAUAGUGGCAGCUGCUUUGGGAGGGGAAAAAUAAAAACAAACACCUGUGUAUGUCUAUUUCUGUUUCUAUGCAAUGUAAUAUCACUUUUAUGUUUAAGGCUUUUAUUUAUGGAUCAACAGAUAGGUAUUGAACACUUCAAUGUUGUCUGUACUGAGUAUACAUGGCAUUAAAUUCACAUCAGAUGUUACCCAUGUGGCAAAACUAAUUACAUAAUUAAUUUUUUGAACCUUGAAGGUGGUCUGACUUUUCUACUUUGAUUCCAGCUGAAUGAUUCUAACAGCUUUUAGUUACUUUUAUGACACCAAUAAAGAGUUACUCAAGAUCCGUGUUUGUCUUGCUGAAAGAUCUUCCCUCGUUUCAUCUUCAGAUUCUUAUUGUUCCGUCACACAGCAUGAUGUUCUCACUUCCAGACUUUUUAAUGUUGGUACGGUGCUUUAGGAGCCCUCUGUGGCGUGCUGUGUGCAGUGAUAUCCAGAAUCCAGUUUAAUCAUAUUUAUACUCUCAACUAAUUAACUUUUCCUAGCAUUUCUCUGCCUGGUCUAAUAGCAAACAAUAAAAAGCUUCAGCAUUCUCUUUCUUUAUUCAGCAGUGAAGUCUUACACAUUCAGUGUGCAGACAGGCAUUUACAAUAAUGUAUAAUUAAAUGGUUUUAUGAAAAACAUUUAAUGCAAUUUUCUGAAGCCCUGGGAGUGAUCUGUGGCAGAUGGGUAACUCUUCUUAUUUUUAUAUUUAUUUGCUUUUUUCUUUGUCAUCUUCCAUAACAGGAUCAUUUCAUUCAAACUGAAACUGUGUUCUUAUGGCCUGAGGUUCACAGAAAAAUUCAGACAUUUAAAAAUAUAUCUGUAUCCAGUGUACCAGUGUGUAUGAGCCAUAUAGAGAGUAUUUGUAUUACCUGCAGCUAAAACAAACCAAAAUUAACUGGCAUAAGGAAGCAAGAUUGCUACAUAAAUACUGUUAUUUGUCUGCUGUUGAACUUUCUGUGCUAUUUUGCAGAGUUUUUCAUCAUGCAUUCAAUACUUACUCCGUGUGUCUCUUUGUAAUUAGGCAGACUUUAAUAACCAGUUGAAUUAAGUUAAUUUGGUUGAACUUAACUACUUGAACUUAAUUGGUUCAAAUAAGUUCAGCUGGUUAAGUUAUAUGAAGCAAUUAAGUUACCCAGUGUUAACUUUUUUUUUUCUGACAUGGUGUGACUUUGAUGCCUACAACCAUAUUAAAAUGGCAUCAUAAAGAAAAAAAACAUUGUUAAUGUGUUUAAUUUUUACAUUGAAGCAUUGUGCUGGAAUAAUUUCAAAGUACGCAUUUUGACUUGUGUGCAAGAUCAAUUCAAAUUCUAUUAAAGACUCG
Molecule: messenger RNA, 2525 nt
Organism: Poeciliopsis prolifica (blackstripe livebearer)
Lineage: Eukaryota; Metazoa; Chordata; Actinopteri; Cyprinodontiformes; Poeciliidae
Gene: irgq2
Product: immunity-related GTPase family, q2
Exons: 2
Coding region: 75-1214 (379 amino acids)
Cellular component (GO): membrane
Molecular function (GO): GTP binding
Source: RefSeq, a predicted model, not a curated record